AUGGCUCUUCCUGACGGACCGCCUUUCUUUAUCUCAAAGUUUGCUGAAGUGGAUGAUGGUUUUCACAGCGAAGGCGCUGUUUUGGUGGGUGCUAACGGCGGUGAUAACGAGGCCUACGAGGAAAUGCCAUCGCAAGAGAUGGAGCUAAAGCUGCCAAGACCAUGCUCUUCACUGGAUGCGACAAAAACAGCCCAAUGGGCUUCAGCUGUAUUUAGCGGUAACGCGCAUAAUAUUCGGAUUUCUUCUACUGUCGGUGCUGCAAUCACUGCUUCCAGCCAAUUUACGGUGUCGAGCCUUUUGGGAACACGCAGAACGGAUCCUGUUUAUCAGGUUUAUCCCGUGCGCGAGAGGCCGUUUCUUGCACCUAAUCUCAUCAAGGCUAGCGCCGAACCUCGACCAUAUCCACCACAAUCAGGGGGAUCAAGAUAG
Molecule: messenger RNA, 429 nt
Organism: Serpula lacrymans var. lacrymans S7.9
Lineage: Eukaryota; Fungi; Basidiomycota; Agaricomycetes; Boletales; Serpulaceae
Exons: 3
Coding region: 1-429 (142 amino acids)
Source: RefSeq, a predicted model, not a curated record